AUGGCAUUUUUGGGUGACUGUGGAAAAAUUUCUGACAACCCGGAUAGAACUAGACUCGGCAGGCCAACCCAAAUUGCUUCCGCUCGGUGUGAGAGAGCUGAGCAGGAUGCGGGGGUUCGCGAACGCUGUCGGGUACCGCAGGAAGAAGUGGAGGGACCAUCCACUUCUGCUCUCAGGAGUCGUCUAUCUCGUGCAUCCUCAUCCCAUAAGGCACCAAAGGAGGUACAUGUUCAUGCACACGAGGAGGUUUGUAUUCCUGCACCUGAGGUUCUUGAAUCGGCACCCGUGCAUGUUACCCCAAGUUACCCAGGAGGGCCAUCUGACAGCUCACUCUUGAUAUAUUACUCUAAUCAUGUCACCCAACAUGUUUCCAAUGGAGAGGAGCGGUCGGUACUAAAGUCCGUGAACCACCCUCGCAAAAUAUUUACUCUGUAUCAUCCUGUUGCAAAUUGGUUCAGGAAUGCCAUUAUUGCAUCCGGACUUUCGGGACUCUAUUAUCUCGGUUAUAACACCAUUAGCCACGAAAUGCAGGGGGCAUUUGUAGAGAGAUGA
This is a messenger RNA of Vicia villosa (hairy vetch), 552 nucleotides long. RefSeq lists its product as uncharacterized. The record is from RefSeq and is a predicted model, not a curated record. The coding region runs from base 1 to 552 and encodes 183 amino acids. The transcript is spliced from 3 exons. Lineage: Eukaryota; Viridiplantae; Streptophyta; Magnoliopsida; Fabales; Fabaceae.